UAAAUGUGGUGCAUUUCACCAACUUUAUUUGAUAUUCCCUUAUCAUAUAAUAAACACGUUAAUAACUUGCAUUUUGAAAAGAAAAAAAACAAUGCUUGUGUCAGACUGUGGUGUAAAUAAAUAAGUUUAAACGUUUUGAUAAGAAUGGCUAUAUUAAAAGAAUGGAGAGCGCCGUCUUGUGUGAAAGUGUUGGCUGUACUUUUAUUCGGCACCUUAAUGUGUAGGCACGUGAUGGGUGAUGAAGCAUCACAAGUCUAUACACUACCUUUCUAUUGUUCUUUUUGCGGUUGUAAGAACGAUACAAAUGGUAUUAUUACUAACUGUUCAGGACUAGGUCUUUUCAGGCCGCCUAAAACUAUUGACAACGAGACAAAAGAACUAUAUCUUAAGGAUAAUCUCAUAAAAACCAUUAAAUACUCCAAUUUUGCUGGUCUUUACAAUCUAGAAAUAUUAGAUAUCUCUGGAAAUAUCGUUUCAGAGAUAGAAGUUGGAGCGUUCAGAGAUAUGUCAAAUCUAAAACAUUUGUACCUGAAUGGACAGAUUAAUACUCGACGAAUAAUUGUCCUUCAAAAUAUUUUUAAAGUUGGUGUAUUUGAUGGAUUGAGCAGUCUUAAAGUGUUACAUAUUCAUAACUUAUUACAAACAAGUGAGUUAUCUUAUUCUGUUAUACCUUUUUACGCUUUGAAAGUGUUGGUGGCACUGGAAGAAUUGCGUAUUGAUGGAGUAAAUAAUGUAAGAUUUAAUGAAAGUUUCCAUGUACUUAAAAACCUUUCCACUGUUGUUAUGUCUGGUUUUGAUGGAACGUGUUCGAUUAAUCAACUAGACAGAAAUUCAUUUGUUGGUUUGCAAAACUUAAGGAAUCUUACCAUGAGUAAAUGCCGGAUUACAAAGCUAGGACAAGGGAUUUUCUGGUGGACAUUAAAGCUCCAAUACUUAGAUUUGUCAUGGAACACGGAAUUAGAAAUAAACCAGUUUGGAACCAUACUGGAAGAGCUGAAAUAUACAAAUUUGCAAAUCUUAAAAAUUAAUGCCAUACAUAAUCCAGAUAGAGCGGGUACUGAGUUAUUGAGGUCAGAUAUAAAAUAUAUUAGAGACAUUAAAUUGAUAGAAAUCUACAUGGAUGAUAAUGGUAUAGAAUUUGUAGAUUAUGGAGUGUUUGACAUGUUUCCAAAAUCACUAAAAAAACUUUAUUUAAGACGUAAUAAACUCGCCUUUGGUUACUACCUGUAUGAAGCAGUUUUUAACAAUCCUAAUCUUGUAGUUCUGGAUGCUGGGGACCAGGCAGUUGCUGCGAGGUCAGAUCGUGUUUUUACGGAUGCAUUUCAAAAAGUCUUUGGACUGUUUAAAAGACAUGCACCUAGUCACGUCCCAAAAUUCAAUGCCACCAGCAACUUAUACCAUAAUAAUCUUCAGCCGUAUUCCGAAAUGACCAGAUUUGAAAAUGACCAUCUGCUAAAACACAUGAGAAAGGCAAGGUCGUCUGAUUCACUGCCGGUGUUAAACUUGAAAACAUUGAUAUAUAGCGCAAGUCUGUCCGAUCUAAGACCACUGAAUUUUAGCGCAACUAUAAAUAACAUUACAUAUAUGGAUUUAUCAAGACAUUUCAUGCCGAUGGUAGAAGCUUUGGCGUUUGACGGAUUAUAUCACCUGGAACAUUUGAAUUUGUCACAUAACUAUAUGGAAAAUAUCCAUACAGAUACAUUUCAUGGGCUACCAUCACUUCAAUUAUUAGAUCUGGAAAAUAAUCUGCUUGGAUAUAUAUUCAAGUCAGACAAAAAUGGUAAAUUACUGUCCUCUUUAGUCAGUCUAAGAGUUAUCAAUUUAUCAAGAAACAGAAUAAAUUCACUUGACAAAAAUGUAUUUAAAUAUACAAGUAAAAUUGAAAGGCUAGACUUGUCUUACAACUACAUCGAAGCUCUAAGCAUUGACUUAUCAACAUUCGUACAACUUAAAUACAUCGAUAUUUCAUACAAUCGACUGCAUUCUAUAGAAUCAUCUGUUCGCUCUGAUUUAAGCAGGUUUUCUCGUGUCGAAAUGGAUUUAAGCAACAACCAUUUACUUUGCACUUGUGACACUAUUCCAUUCCUUAAAUGGCUUUUUCAUUCGGAUAUCAAAUUUGUUAACACAAAGAACUACUAUUGUUCUCUGGAUGGCAACUCGGUAAAUAUGUAUAAUGGAUCAAACUUAUCAUUAAGCAAAUUGGAAGAGGGUUGCAAGUCUUAUCACGAAAUUAUCGUUGCAAGUUCAACAGUUGGUAGUUUUAUUAUAGCAAUUCUUGUUUCAUAUGGUGUAUACCGUAAUAGAUGGAAACUAAGAUAUUUGUUUUAUAUGGCAAGAAUAAAGUUAGACAAAGCAAAGGUAGAGAAUGAAAAUGAUAAAUCAUUUGCUUUUGAUUGUUUUAUUUCCUAUGGUGACGGCGACAGAGCUUUCGUCACUGUUGACAUGUUACAGAACUUGGAAGUAGAGGGAGGGAAACGGCUAAACAUACGUGACAGAGAUUUCGAGAUAGGUGAAGUAAUUGCUGUUAACAUAUCAAAAGCCAUCCGUACAAGCAAGAAAACUUUUUUGAUGCUAAGCAGGCAUUUUCUCCGUAAUAAAUGGUGUAACUUCGAAAUGAACAUUGCACGAAUGGAAGCUAUACAUAUGAAUAGAGCAGUUAUUGUGAUAAUCUUCAUGGAGGAAAUACCAACAAAGGUUUUGCCUAUUGAAUUAAUGGAUCUUUUAAGAGAUUGUCCUAAUGUGGAUUUGCCAAAAGAUAAGGGAUUACGUGCAGCAUUCUGGCAAAAGUGUGUGGACUUUAUAAACACUGACUGACAAUGGUGUAAAGUGAUGUAUGUCAUGUUGGUAUUUUGAGACCAAUUUACUGUUGCACUAAUGCGUCAUGUUUAUUUGAUAUUUCUUUACCUGUAAAUGGUUGUAUUGGUAGAAUCAGUUGUACAACAUGCCACACUAGAAUAGUUACCUAAUUACGCAAAUGUAUGUCUCAAAUUUAAGAAGGUUUGCAAAAUGUGUCUUGAAUUAGAAUUCUGUGAAAAAAUAAGUUUUCACUUUUUUUAAUGACGAUAAUCUUUUAUGACGACGUUGUGGCAAAAUAUAAAUAAUCUUAAUUGAAAUAUACGGUAACUGGUAAAAAUUGUCUAUAAAAUUCUAUUCCAAAAAUAGUCAAAAGAGCAAAACCUGAAGGCCGGACAGCAGUGUAAAUCUGAAUAACUUGGACUGUUCAUUAAUGGUAACAGCUAAUGCAUUCUACCUCCACCCCUCUAAGCAAAAGCUUAAUCAUAAUCUAUCAUCAAAUUAAAAAGAAAAAUGCGAAUCUGCAUUCAUUCUCAUGUUUACAAGGAAAGAUGCUCACGGACAGUGAUGGUAUAUAAAACCUAACAUACAUGUAGGAGGCCAAAUCAUUAAGAAAGUAUCUUGAUAUCUGGAAGUUUGGUUGCUUUUUUGUUUUGUUUUUUAUUUAGUAUGAACAAAGUUACCAGUUGCAGACGACAGAAGACAGUAUAUUUGUAGAAAAACACACAAAAAAUACACAAAGCGUUUUUAGAUUAAAAAUGACAAUGCGUUUUAAUGUUCUGUAGUUUUAUCAUGAUAUCAUGAUGAGCGCAUGCUCUGUAUUUCUAGUAAAUAUCUAUGAUCACAUGUUAAGGCUUUACACAGAAUAAAUAUAUUCUUGUGCUGAA
Molecule: messenger RNA, 3680 nt
Organism: Ruditapes philippinarum (Manila clam)
Lineage: Eukaryota; Metazoa; Mollusca; Bivalvia; Venerida; Veneridae
Product: toll-like receptor 4
Exons: 2
Coding region: 145-2814 (889 amino acids)
Biological process (GO): toll-like receptor signaling pathway; immune response
Cellular component (GO): membrane
Molecular function (GO): transmembrane signaling receptor activity; protein binding
Source: RefSeq, a predicted model, not a curated record